Molecule: messenger RNA, 3213 nt
Organism: Cryptomeria japonica (Japanese cedar)
Lineage: Eukaryota; Viridiplantae; Streptophyta; Pinopsida; Cupressales; Cupressaceae
Product: inorganic pyrophosphatase 1-like
Exons: 5
Coding region: 2246-2845 (199 amino acids)
Molecular function (GO): phosphatase activity
Source: RefSeq, a predicted model, not a curated record
GAUAUAAGAAUAGUUAUAUUGAUAAAAAGGGCAAUUACAAGAGAAUGUCAUGGAGAGUCAUGAACAACACUCACUAGCUAUAUGCUAAACGACUCACUAGUUUUGGUGUUUUGAUGUGAAGACAUGAGCAACAUUGCCUCAAUUCAUAUAAGGAACUUGGAAGGGAAUGUGAGCCAACAUGAUGUUGCUAGAGCAUCCAAAUUCAAUGCUUUGUGUUGUUAAAAUCUUCAAUGCUUUCUUGUAAAUGGUAUCCACAUCAUUGUUGGUCGCCUUGAAUUGUAAAUUUACCUUGUUCUAUCACAUUAAUUUCUUUGCAUAAUCUUUAGAAAACUCUACAUUAUAAUUGGUACUUUUGUGGAGGAGAAGUGAGAUGCUUCCAAUCACCAUUCUAUUCCAAUUCCUCAUAAUGUAGCAUUAGCUUGUGUUGAAGUUUAGCUUAUGCCAUCCAUAAUUGGGGGAGGUUGUCAUAGUGUGCUUCAUUCCUUUUUAAUUUAGUCGUCUAACCCCAACUCUAUUAAGAGGGGGAUUCUCAUUCUAGUGUCCCAUAAUGUGAAAUUAGACUUCUUUGAAUUUUGCCCUCCAAGCUUGCUAUUUGCAACAUCUAGCUUGUUUAAGAAAGAGGACAACUAUACUCCUUAUCUUGAAACACCCUCUUGUUUUGUUCCUUCCACACCUCCCAUAAUAACUUGGAUGGGCUCCCCUACCUCUGAGAUGCAAAUUUCUACACUUGCUCCAAUUCCAAAUACUUGUUUUGAAAUAUUUGUAAAAAAUCUCAGCAACUCUAGCUCUAUAGGACCUUAGCCUUAGUAAGCCUAUGAAAAACUAAUGCACCUUCAUCCAAAUACUUGUUUUGAAAUAUUUGUAAAAAAUGUCACAAACUCUAGCUCUAUGGGAUCCUAGCCAUAGGCAGGGGUCCGGUGGAGGGGGCUUAAGCUCUAUUUUUAAGGAAGAUGCAGUCCCAUGAAAAAAAUAUUUUUUGGCUAUGAGAUUAAUUAGAAUCUUUUCCUAAAAAAUAGACCCCAUACCUUUUAGGCUUGAAAAUCUAAGGCAGGGUCCCAUGGGAGGGGAUUAAGCUCUAUUUUUAAGGAAGAGGCGGUCCCAUGAAGAUUUUUUGGGGGAGCUAUGGGAUUAUUUGGAAUCUACUCCUAAAAAAUAGAAGCUCCUACUUUUUAGGCUUCCAUUUUUAAGUAGUUUAAACUUAAGUUAAUGUGCACUACAAAGUUCAUAACAUCCUUAAAUUUAGACGCUGAAGUGAAAAACAAAAUAAAUACUCCUAAAAAUCUUGCACUACAAAGUUCAUGACAUCCUUAAAUUUAGAAGCUGAAGUGAAAAACAAAAUAAAUAUUCUUAAAAAAGCUUAGCAGCUCCAGCUCUAUCUCUAUUUUUAGGAAGCCCCCCUCCAUGGGACCCCACCCUUAGUAAAAAAAAGAUGUGAACUCAACUACUUAAAGUGGGUGAUAAUGACACAUAUGAUCAUAUUUUCAUAAUAAUAUUUAAUUAUAUUAAACCAACUUAAAGAUACAUAAAAAAUACAAAUACUAAAAAAUAAAAAACUUAUACUUUAACAAAAAAAUUUAAAUAAUAAUAAUUAUUUAAACUAUAUUGUAAAUUUAUUUACGAUUUAUCUCAUAGACUAAAUUAAGUAAAAUAAAAGUUUAAAACCAACACUAAUUAGAUGCCAUUGAUAAUAUGGUUACUGAUCUCCAGCUUGUAAUAAGAAUUUUAAUAUACUGAAGUUAACGUCUUGCAAAGCUUUAUAUAGUUUUGUGUAUCUUCUUUCUUAAAACAUAUAUGAUUAUCACCAAUGCUAAUAACCUGCCUAAUAGUCAGGUCCCAAAGGUUUGGAGAAUAUGCUUCAUUUACAAACACAUUGUUUUCUGGGAUAUUUUUUUAAUUACAAAUCAAUUUAUUUAUUAUUAACAUAUUUGAAGGUGUAAAGAAACUUCACAUUCCUAUUUUGAAAACGGCUGUGAACUUCUGGAAAGCAAUUGAAAAUAGGGAGCAGAUGUGGAACUUUUUAUAAAAAUAGCGGGCAUCUGAAAGAAUAUUUUUCAGCAUAUGUGUGGAAGAGUCCUAACACAGAUUGCCCGUUUUUUCAAGCUACUGGCUGCCAUGCGCGUAUUCUACUUUAUUCAAUGGCAUAUUCUCCCUCUUCAACCCUAUAUCAACCCAUUGCCCUGCCUCCUCUUUCCAACAUAUUAUCUUUCUGAUUCUUGUAUUCUGCAUUGCCUCUGAGUUGUUGAGAAUGGACACAGUAGUAGUUUUUGAUUUUGAUCUCAUCAUAAUAUAUUGUGACAGUGAUCCUUGGGUUAUGGAAAAGCUUGGGGCCACUGAACUCUUUGAGUCCUUGCUUCCCACCCUUCCAUGGAAUACUUUCAUGGAUAAAAUGAUGGGUGAGCUGCACGAACAGGGGAAGACCAUCAGUGACAUUGAAGCAAGUUUGAGGACCAUUCCUCUGUAUCCAGAGACCAUCAUUGCCAUUAAAUUUGCCUUCUCUUUGGGGUGUGAUCUUCGGAUUGUGAGUGAUGCUAAUCUCUUUUUUAUAAAGACCAUCCUUGAAACCCAUGACCUGCUUCAGUACUUUACAGAGAUUAAGACAAACCCUGCAUUUGUUGAGGAGAGUGGGAGAUUAAGGAUUUGCCCAUUCCACCCUUUUACAGUAGCUCCUCAUGGCUGCAACCUCUGCCCUCCCAAUCUGUGCAAGGGAGCAAUCAUAGAUGAGAUGCGAAAGUCCAUAGAAGAUGGGCUCAACAAGCGUUUUAUUUACCUGGGAGAUGGCACUGGGGAUUUCUGCCCCACCUUGAAAUUAACUGAAGGAGAUGAUGUUUUGCCUAGAAAAGAGUAACCACUGUGGAAGCUAAUAGAAAAGAAUCCUAGUAUGGUGAAGGCUAAAGUUCACGGUUGGUGUAAUGCCAAGGAUGUUGAGGAUUUGCUAAUGAAAUUGCUUAAGCCAUGAACAGCCACCAUACAUUGCAUUGGCCCUACUUCUGCUGUUUGUAUUAUUUUUCAUGAAGCAUGGUGAAUGGAAGGAAGUAUAUUCGCCAUAUUGUUGUUGUGGUAUAAAUGUAAAUCGACAGAUCUCAAAAAUCAGUUGGCAACCGCUCCAUUGGCUUAUUGCAAGCCAUGACGUCAAAAAUUGAGUAGAAUCUCAACAAAGUACUUUUGUUCAAUAUCUUUCUACUAAUGACUUUAUUCUACAAAGUACUUUUGUUC